Mytilinidion resinicola is the source of this 873-nucleotide messenger RNA. Its product is annotated as glycoside hydrolase. Bases 1 to 873 code for a protein of 290 amino acids. Gene Ontology annotation, biological process: carbohydrate metabolic process; cell wall organization. Lineage: Eukaryota; Fungi; Ascomycota; Dothideomycetes; Mytilinidiales; Mytilinidiaceae. The record is from RefSeq and is a predicted model, not a curated record. The transcript is spliced from 2 exons. Gene Ontology annotation, molecular function: glucan endo-1,3-beta-D-glucosidase activity; 1,3-beta-glucanosyltransferase activity. Gene Ontology annotation, cellular component: extracellular region; fungal-type cell wall; cell surface.
AUGCGCGCCUCCACAUUCGCUUCGCUGCUCGCUGCGCUCUCCGGCUUCUCCGGCGCUGAGGCAUACUGGAAGGGCUUCAACGUGGGGGCAACCAACCCUGAUGGCUCUUGCAAGACCACUGCGGACUGGAAGACUGUCUUCACGACUCUGAAAGGCCUUCCUGGAGCAUUCACUUCCGUCCGCGUUUACGCUUCCUCCGACUGCAACACGCUCGCUAAUGCCGUUCCCGCGGCUGUGGACACUGGAACUGGAAUCUUGGUUGGUGUGUGGACCGAGGACGACGCUCACUUCGAGGCCGAGAAGCAGGCGCUUUUGAGUGCUAUUCAAGAGCAUGGAUCCGACUGGAUCAUUGCUGUUGGUGUUGGCAGCGAGGAUCUCUACCGCGGCGAUACAACGGCCGACAAGCUCGCUUCUCAGAUCAAUGAUGUCCGCGGCAUGAUUCGCUCCGUUGGUGCUAACCAGGACGUCGGACACGUUGACACCUGGACCGCGUGGGUCAAAUCAGAGAAUAACGCCGUCAUCUUGGCAUCCGACUUUGUUGGAACGGACGGCUACCCCUACUUCCAAGGCGCCGAGAUCCAGAACGGCGCCAACGUCUUCUGGGACUCUGUGCAGGCGACGCGCGAUACUGUUAACGCCGUCAAGCCUGGAACCUGGGUGUGGAUUACCGAGACUGGAUGGCCGGUUAGCGGUGCCAACUUCGAUGCGUCUGUCGCUUCUGUGUCGAAUGCGCAGGCAUACUGGACCAACGUGGCUUGCGCUGCUUUUGAGCAAGCUCACACUUUCUGGUAUGCGUACCAAGACUACCAGGCAUCGCCGUCGUUCGGUGUCGUGGAUGCGAACAGGAACCCAGUCUACAACCUUGCUUGCUAG